Molecule: messenger RNA, 779 nt
Organism: Cyphomyrmex costatus
Lineage: Eukaryota; Metazoa; Arthropoda; Insecta; Hymenoptera; Formicidae
Product: putative nuclease HARBI1
Exons: 6
Coding region: 216-779 (187 amino acids)
Source: RefSeq, a predicted model, not a curated record
UACGGAUAUCCAAUUUAAAGAACAUUUUAGAAUGUCUCGAAUUACUUUUGAGACAUUACUAAAUGUAAUAGGAAAUCAUUUUCUAAACGCAGAUAUAGAACCAUAUAACAAUAUUCCUCUUUCAAAAAGGAUAUUGUUCACAAUUUGGUUGCUGAGUAAGCAAGAGUCAUUUCUUGCAGUUGGUGAUCGAUUCUGUAUACCAACAAGUUCCGGACAUGAUAUUUGAAGAACGUUCUCAUGGCAUAAGUAACGUUAUUGGGGCCAUUGAUGGAUGCCAUAUCCCGAUAAAGCAACCAGUUAAAAAUGCAACUGAUUUUUUUAAUAGAAAACAAUUUCAUUCGAUUAUAUUACAAGGAGUUUGUGAUCAUUCCAAACGCUUUAUUGAUGUAUUUAUUGGAAUGCCGGGAAGAAUGCACGAUGCACGUGUAUUCAGAAAUAGUCCACUCUUUCGGAAGUUGACAGAUCAACAAAAUCCACUUCUUCAGCGCAAUCAACAUUUGAUUGGAGAUUGUGCCUAUCCUUUGAUGGUCAAUCUAAUGACUCCAUUUCGGGAUAAUGGACACCUUCUUCCAUCUCAAGUGUGCUACAAUAUGAAAUUGAGUAAAAUUCGCUCAAUUAUUGAACAGUCAUUUGCAUUCCUAAAAGGAAAAUUUCGGCGUCUUAAAUAUUUGGAUAUAGCCGAUACAGAAUUCGAUUAUGCCCAUGCACUGGAAACAACUGAACAUCUAUCUGUAGUUCGAGAAGCAGUGCAAGCUGUGGAGAAGGUGUGGAUCGGCUGA